Messenger RNA from Scophthalmus maximus (turbot), 810 nucleotides. It is a transcript of the gene ppp3r1b, whose product is annotated as protein phosphatase 3 (formerly 2B), regulatory s1ubunit B, alpha isoform, b. The record is from RefSeq and is a predicted model, not a curated record. NCBI's taxonomy places the organism in Eukaryota, Metazoa, Chordata, Actinopteri, Pleuronectiformes, Scophthalmidae. The transcript is spliced from 6 exons. The coding region runs from base 215 to 727 and encodes 170 amino acids. Gene Ontology annotation, molecular function: calcium-dependent protein serine/threonine phosphatase regulator activity; calcium ion binding.
UCUGUCAGUUCUCUCUCUCUCUCUGUUCUCUCUGUGCUCUCUCGCCCCCGCUGCGUCUCUCCCUCUGUCAGUCCCGGUGCAGCGGUCCAGUCGGUGGUCGGUGUCUCAGUGUGUCGGAACAUCGUGUGUCUGCGGCCCGUUGACGUCUCUCUCUCUCUCUCUCUUCUCUGUCUCUCUCUCUUCCUGCAGCAGCUCUUCGGCCUGUGGCGCUAAAAUGGGAAAUGAAGCCAGUUAUCCUCUGGAAAUGUGCUCGCACUUCGAUGCCGAUGAGAUCAAGCGACUUGGGAAGAGGUUUAAGAAGCUGGACCUGGACAACUCGGGCUCCCUGAGCGUGGAGGAGUUCAUGUCUCUACCUGAGCUGCAGCAGAAUCCUCUGGUCCAACGAGUCAUCGACAUAUUCGACACGGACGGAAACGGAGAAGUGGACUUUCAAGAGUUCAUUGAAGGCGUCUCACAGUUCAGUGUCAAAGGCGACAAGGAGCAGAAGCUGCGCUUUGCCUUCAGGAUCUACGACAUGGACAAAGACGGGUACAUCUCCAACGGGGAACUCUUCCAGGUGCUGAAGAUGAUGGUGGGCAACAACCUGAAGGACACGCAGCUGCAGCAGAUCGUGGACAAGACCAUCAUCAACGCAGACAAGGACGGAGACGGCAGGAUCUCCUUCGAGGAGUUCUGUGCGGUCGUCGGGGGAUUGGACAUUCACAAGAAGAUGGUGGUGGACGUCUGACUCCUGACCUGCUGCAAGACACACACACACACACACACACACACAUAGACAUACACACACACACACACAGACACAGAAACACA